UCUAAUCCUUUAUAAUCGUAGAAACCCUAGUCCAUCUUUCUCUGGCGGAAACCCUAGUUCCUGCAGCUCUGUGGAACUUCUCGAAAUGGGGGCGUACAAGUACGUUUCGGAGCUAUGGAGGAAGAAGCAGUCGGAUGUUAUGAGGUUUCUGCAGCGGGUGAGGUGCUGGGAGUACCGACAGCAACCCUCCAUUGUCCGUGUCACGAGACCUACUCGUCCUGACAAGGCUCGUCGUCUGGGAUACAAGGCUAAACAGGGGUUUGUGGUGUACCGAAUUCGGGUGAAACGUGGUGGAAGGAAGAGGCCAGUGCCGAAGGGUAUCGUGUAUGGUAAGCCCACAAACCAGGGUGUCACCCAACUUAAGUUCCAGCGGAGCAAGAGGUCUGUUGCUGAGGAGCGUGCUGGCCGGAAGCUGGGUGGUCUCAGAGUCCUCAACUCCUACUGGAUCAAUGAGGAUUCGACGUACAAGUACUAUGAGGUCAUUUUGGUAGACCCGGCCCACAAGGCGGUGAGGAAUGACCCGAGGAUGAACUGGAUAUGCAACCCGGUGCACAAACACCGUGAGCUUCGUGGGCUAACGUCAGAGGGAAAGAAGAACAGAGGACUCCGUGGAAAGGGGCACCUCUACCACAAGAACCGUCCCUCUCGCAGGGCCACCUGGAAGAGAAACAACACUCUCUCCCUCCGCCGUUACCGUUGAGGAUUUGCUUCUGUUUCGUAUCAGUCUUUUCCAUGGCAUUGGCUGGACGUCUCUGUUGUGUUUCAGGAAUUUUUGACAAUUUCGAGUAUUAUGUUUUUUCUUCUAUGCCUCCUUUUGAAUCUGAGAUACUUUAUUUAUCGUUUUUUGUUGUCGUAGUCUUUUGACGUCAUACUUUUCUUCUAAGAUGUUUAAUUUUUAUCGUUU
Messenger RNA from Tarenaya hassleriana, 904 nucleotides. Its product is annotated as 60S ribosomal protein L15-1-like. Gene Ontology annotation, cellular component: ribosome; cytosolic large ribosomal subunit. Bases 86 to 700 code for a protein of 204 amino acids. Lineage: Eukaryota; Viridiplantae; Streptophyta; Magnoliopsida; Brassicales; Cleomaceae. Gene Ontology annotation, molecular function: RNA binding; structural constituent of ribosome. The record is from RefSeq and is a predicted model, not a curated record. Gene Ontology annotation, biological process: cytoplasmic translation. The transcript is spliced from 4 exons.